CCUAUGAAUUUAUCUAGUCUCAGUCACAGAACACGCUCGAUGCAGCCGCCCGCAUCGUUAAAUUACAUCAUUUAAUUUAUAUUUUAUUCAUCCACUGUUAAUACGUUUAAAGUCAUAAUAAAAAUGGAAAAAAAAUGUGUUCAGUGUUGCCGUCAUAAAGUUUAUCUUUCAAAUAGCGGCAGCCAUAAGUGUUAAAGACGAAUUAGACAGUUCAGUAAACACCUUACAUAUUGCGUCAACUGUGUUCAGGUCCCAUCAAUUUUUAUUGGCUAACUCAUUCGUAGUUUACAUAAAAUGAGUGUUGCGGACGCCAGAGCCGGGGUCAUGCGCGGGUGGGAAUGUACACCGACAGAUGUACCGGAAAAUGUUCCUGUUGAUCAUAAAAAUAACAAAACAUGUAUGCCAGCUACAUUCAUUAAAGGAUGGAGAAGAAACACGCUUUAUGGCAUUCUUAUUUUUCUUAUGAUAUUAAUAUUUUUAAACGUGGCAUUGACUCUCUGGAUUGUUAGUGCAUUGAAGCUAAGUAUGAAUGGCAUCGGUCCUAUUAAAAUAGUGAAGGGAGGUAUUCAGCUGGAAGGACACUCGUGGGUGACAGACAACUUGGUCGCGUCCACAAUCACGUCGCAACCAGCGCACCCUAUUAGCUUUCAAUCGCAUCGGAACUUCUCGGUACAAGUGUCCGACCAUCACGGAGUGCCACAUUCCAAGCUGCUAAUAAAACGGGAUAAUAUAGAAUUUAGUGGGCAAGUUUUCCAUGUCAGGGAUUCUCGAGGUAUGAACGUGUUUCAUGCAUCUCGUGAUGAAGUGCGGGUUUUCGCUGAUACGUUUGCGGUGGAUGGCGUCGGAGGUUUGGUCGUCAAGAAUGCGGUCCAAGUACCGUUCGUAAGAGCUCCACCAGGAUUCGAUUUGCAAUUGGAGUCAUUAACAAGGCGACUAGACCUCAGGGCGCCACAAUCCAUACACUUCGAGAGUAGAGCGGGAGGCAUAGACUUAACAUCUCAAAAUGAUAUUAAAUUAAACUCUAUUGUUGGUGCUAUAAAAAUCGAUUCGCCAAAUAUAGUGAUCAACAAUCUUAAAGAAGCUUCUAUUACGGAAAAGCCUCAAAAGGGUAUAAGAGGCAUAAAAGUGUACCAACUUUGUGCAUGUGCGACUGGUAAAUUGUUCUUGGCCGCACCAGACGCUCCAUGUGCCGCCAACGAUGACGAUACCGACCUCUGUCGAUGAUAAACAUACACCAUACGCUUAUUUUUAUAUUAUUUGUGAUAGUAGCCGUUGAAGGUCUAGUCACUAGACUCUUGUCAAAUACUCAAUAUAAGCUAUGAUUGAAAAGGGAUUGAUCUGCAAAUGACUAAUAGUAUUUGUAAAUUAGUAUUUCAGCCGCACUGUUAUAUUAAGAUUUAUUUUAAAAUAAUAUUAUUAUAAGUAUAUGUAAUUUCAUCACAAAAACCUAUACAGUAUUACUGUAUUCCUUUAAGUUUUAUUAUUAUUAAACAAAUUUUAGUAUUUU
Messenger RNA from Manduca sexta (tobacco hornworm), 1507 nucleotides. RefSeq names its product delta-sarcoglycan-like. The coding region runs from base 295 to 1224 and encodes 309 amino acids. The transcript is spliced from 6 exons. The record is from RefSeq and is a predicted model, not a curated record. Gene Ontology annotation, biological process: cardiac muscle tissue development; heart contraction. Gene Ontology annotation, cellular component: sarcoglycan complex; sarcolemma. Lineage: Eukaryota; Metazoa; Arthropoda; Insecta; Lepidoptera; Sphingidae.